This is a messenger RNA of Symbiodinium sp. CCMP2592, 1908 nucleotides long. The record is from the annotation of a GenBank genome assembly. Lineage: Eukaryota; Dinophyceae; Suessiales; Symbiodiniaceae.
AUGUCCGAAGCGGUGCCGGGCGAGCGAAGCGAGGCAGAGUUCACGCCAAUCCACGCGUCCCCGAAGAGCCCUUUUGUUGACAUCGACGCACUCGCGGAUUUGGAGGUAACCCCGCAGGAAAGCGACAAGGACAAAAAGAAGAGAGAGGCUCAGGAGAAGUGCGAGGAAUUGAAGGAGUGGGGUGGCAAAGCUUCCCUGGCCACGUUGCUGUCGCUGACGACGUGCAAGGAGAAGCUUGUCCUGGCUCUGGGCUUUCUCGGGGCGUUCGCCCACGGCGCCGGGCAACCCGCGAUGAUUCUCAUGUGGGGAGACUUGAUCGAUGGGCUUGGCACAUCGGUUUCCGCCGACUUCGAUGCCCAAUCCUUCGCGAACAUCACCACGGAGCAGCUUCAGGCUUUGCAUGCCGCUGCGAACGACCAGAUGAUGGAAAGCGUUGGCGAAAUUGCACUGAAGUUUGUUGUGAUUGGAUGCUGUGUCUGCGGCGCGGCUGCUCUCCAGGGCUUCGCGUUUCCAUGGUUUGUGGACAGCCAGCUGGCGAAGAUGCGAACGCUGUAUUUCGACGCGAUGUUGCAUCGGGACGUCGGCUGGUUUGACACCCACUCGCCCGGAGCGCUUCCAGGGGAGAUGAGCGCGGAUCUGGAGACGUUCGCCGAGGGUUUCGGAUCGAAACUCGGCGUCAGCGUCAUGGCCUUCGCCGGGGUCUGCAUCGGCCUGGGCAUCGGUUUCUUUCUGUCAUGGGAGAUUGCACUGCUGAUGUUGGUCACGCUACCCCUCAUGGCGGUUGGUGGCAUCGUCAUGUCCAGUGCUGUCUUGGACGCCAGGCGUGAGGUGCAGGGCCCCUACGAGAAGGCCGCGGCGUUGGCAGACGAGGUGUUGUAUGCGAUUCGGACAGUUGCCUACGGACUUCCGGGCCUGCGGACUUCCGCCAUGGACUACACACGAGUAGUGAAGGAGUACAGGCGGUGUGCCUGCGCACUUCAGUUCUUCAUGAUCGGCUGUGUUCUUGUCUAUCUGGCCCAACGAAGCUUAGAGAUCAUCAGCUCUGCCGAAGAUCCACCUGUAGAUGUGAGUACGGAGACCCUGAAGCACUUUGGUGAGUGGGCAGUCUGCGCACACCCGAACCCACCAACCUCUGGGCGAGCAAUUGACAGCAUUGGAAUUGGAAUCCCAGAGACGUACACAGGCGCCGAAGACUUGUUAUGGCUUUUGGAGAAGCAGCCACUAAGUGCGAAGUCCACCCAGCUGGUCUCGCAGGUGAGGAGGCAAACGAUCCCAUUUUCCGGCUUUGAGCUGAACUGCGUGGUUGUGGAUCUCCUGAAUGCAGACCUCACGAUCCCCGCGACGGCCAGCAUUUGCACGCGUCCUCUGCCUUUCACCAUCGACUGGCUGAUGCUCAACACCGAGACGGGCUGGCGCUACGUGACCGAGCUCCGGAGCGAUGAGUAUCCCAUGGUGAGGUAUUCCGUGGCCAAGCAUGGCUGGAGUUCUGGGUUCACUUCCCAGGCUAGUCAGAUCCUGACGACUUCAGUAGUUGUCCGGGAGUCUGGCGGGGAGGCGCCCUGCACCUGGAGGCAGCUCACCGGCUCGGCGCCGAGCCUCGGCAAGCCGGUAGCCGCAACCAUCCUCUUCAAGGAUCCGGUGGUCAUGGUCACCCUGACCAGAGGCGUCUUUCCUCAGUUUUUUGAUCUCUUCACAAGCAUGGGCGGCUUUCUGUCCAUGACGACACUGGUCUUUGCGGCUGUCUUUGUCAAGCGCUAUCCGCAAAGUGACAUUGCUUUUGUCUUCGAGCAGCGGACACUCAUCGGCAAACAGGCGGCCGGAAAUCCAGACUCUGCAGAUUCAGAGGCUGUGGAGGAGGAGAGGCAGGACAACCAAGUGCAUGACAAGAUGGAGAUGGUAAGCAUGUGA